GGUGGAGAACUGUCAUUCAGUCAAAACAAAAACACGGUUCUUGUGUGGUGUUCAGGUUACCUAAUCUGGUGCGUGUUUGGUGGGAGGUUUUUUGGAUUUUUGACCGGAGAUUCCAGGUGGAAUUUGAAUUUGAACACAGCAUUUUCAUAGAAUACAGCGCUAAAGAUGCGAACGACGCUGACGGUGCUGAAAUCGCGCCUCCCCCAGAUCGAAAAGGCCGUCCCGUUCCAGGAGAUGCUGCCCCUGCAGCUAAAGGGCUCCGUAAGCGGUAAAACGGACAAAACCAGCGAUGUGGCCUGCCUGCAGGAGAUGGCCGUCAUGUUCUCGUGCCUGAAGGCGAACGAAUUCAACGAGAGUCUCUGCCCAAAGGAGGUGACGACGUUCAAAAAAUGUUACAAAGGCUACAUCGACAAGAAAGCCACGAAAAAGGAAACCUCCAGCAAGGGCAUUCUCGUGCCCGGCAAGGACCUGAACUACAAACAGUUGAACAAGGUGCUGAAGCAAUAUCCCAAUCAGAGUCAGGGAAAGUAGGUUGAUUUCUUUUUUUUAGUUCCUUAAUAAAAAUACGCGAUGCCACAACAUG
Molecule: messenger RNA, 583 nt
Organism: Culex pipiens pallens (northern house mosquito)
Lineage: Eukaryota; Metazoa; Arthropoda; Insecta; Diptera; Culicidae
Exons: 2
Coding region: 166-531 (121 amino acids)
Biological process (GO): mitochondrial translation
Cellular component (GO): nucleoplasm; mitochondrial ribosome; mitochondrion
Molecular function (GO): RNA binding
Source: RefSeq, a predicted model, not a curated record